Messenger RNA from Strigops habroptila (Kakapo), 2338 nucleotides. RefSeq names its product PDZ domain containing 4 (gene PDZD4). The record is from RefSeq and is a predicted model, not a curated record. Lineage: Eukaryota; Metazoa; Chordata; Aves; Psittaciformes; Psittacidae. Gene Ontology annotation, molecular function: protein binding.
CCAUGGGGGGCUACGGAGGGGGCGUGGCCUCGCUGAGGGGGCGUGGCCAGUCCCGCGGCCCCUCCCGCCGCCAUCGCCGCGGAGCCGCCACCCGCCGCCGCCGCGCGCCGCGGCCGGAACCGGCGCGAACCGGCCCGAACCGGAACCGGAACCGGCGCGAACCGGGCGGCCCCGCCGGACCCUCCCGCCGCGAUGGGGGCCGGGGGGGGCCGGGGGGGCCGCUGCUGCCGCCGCCCCCCCCCCGCAGCGCGGCGGGGCCCGGGGCUGAGCACCGCGGGGCCGCGGGUUCGAGACCGGGGCUGCGGGGCUGGGCCGGGCCCGCCAUGGGCUGCAACAUGUGCGUGGUGCAGAAACCGGAGGAGCAGCACCGGGUGAUGCUGCAGGUGAGCGGGAAGGAGGGGCCGCGGCGGGAGCCGGCCCGGGGGGGUCCCCGGGGGGGGAAGGAGCCGCUGGUGCUGCACGUGCUGCGCCGCAGCCCCCGGGGCCGCCCCCCCCCCACCGCAGGAGCCCCCCCCUGGGGGGGGCCGGGACCUCCCCCCCCUCCCGGCCCCACCGCGGGGCUGGUGGACAGCGGGACCCAGACGGACAUCAGCUUCGGGGGGGCUGAGCCCCCCCCGCUCCCCCAUGACUAUUUCGACCCCACGGACCUGGGGGACCCCGAGCGCCCCGAGGAGCUGGAGUAUGAGGAGGUGGAGCUGUACAAGGCGAGUCACCGGGACAAGCUGGGCCUCACCGUCUGCUACCGCACCGAUGGGGAGGAGGACGCCGGCAUCUACGUGGGGGAGGUGAACCCCAACAGCAUCGCGGCCAAGGACGGGCGCAUCCGUGAGGGCGACCGCAUCAUCCAGAUUAACGGGGUGGAGGUGCAGGACCGGGAGGAGGCCGUGGCCUUCCUGACCCAGGAGCAGCAAACCAACAUCUCCCUCCUGCUCGCCCGCCCUGAGAGCCAGCGCUGGAAGGACAGUGACCGCGAGGAUUUCCUCGAUGACUUCGGCUCCGAUGAGGACGGGGACGUGCGGCAGCGCCGGCCCUGGAGCCCCCCGGGGCAGCCCCCCAGCCCCGCCACCCCCUGCCCGCGGGGGGCGGAGCCGGACAGCGGCGUGGGGCGCACGGACGAGAGCACCCGCAACGAGGAGAGCUCCGAGCACGACCCGCGGGGCGAGGAGGGCGACGGGACCCCCCCGCGGCCGGCACCGCGCCGCCCCCCCCCGGCCCGGCCGGGACCGGGACCCGCACCCGGACCUGCACCCGCAGCCGGGGGCAGCCCCCGGGGCCGCGCCGGGCCCGCGGGAAGACCCGGCGCUGGCUCCGGAUCGGGGCUGAGCCCCGGGGGAAGACCCGGCUCCGGAUCGAGCUCAGGGUCCGGAGCGGGCCGCGGGUCCGGCGGAAGAGCCGGAGCUGGAUCCGGACCCGGGUUAUUGCCCGUAGUCAGAGCAGGGUCCGCGGCAAGACCCGGUGCGGGCUGCGCGGCGGUGGCGGCGCCGCCCGGAGCGGGGCUCUCGGCCGGGGGGGCGCGGGGGGCGGCUUCCCCCGGAGGCUCCCCCGUAGCGGGGCCGCUGGGCCCGGCCGAGCUGCGGCGGUACCGGCAGCUGCGGGGCCGGCGGGGCGCGGCGGGGCCGGGGGGCGGCGCGGAGCUGGCGCUGCUCGGGGAGGAGCUGCGGCUGCUGGAGCUGCGGUGCCGGCAGCUGCUGCGGGCGCAGGCGGCGGAGCGGCUGCGGGAGCGCGGCCUCGCCGACAUCUCGGAGGCGCCGGAGCGGGACAGCACCAGCGCCUACAACACGGGCGAGAGCUGCCGCAGCUCCCCGCCGCCGCGGGGCUGGGCGGGCGCCGGGGCCGGGGCCGGUGCAGCCCGCGGCGCGGGCCCGCGGGGGAAGCGGCCGGGCCGCGAUCGGCUGCUCAAAGCCCGCGCCAUUAAGAUCCUGGAGGAACGCGGCGGCUCCACCACCGACGACGACGCCCGCAGCGAGCUGAAGACGGGCCGGUACUGGAGCCGCGAGCAGCGCAAGCAGCACCUGGCCCGGGCGCGGGAGCAGCGGCGGCGGCGGGAGCUGCUGCUGCAGGGCCGGGCGGAGCCGCCGCUGCCGGGAGCGGGAGCCCCGGAGCCGCCCCCCCCGGGCGCAGCCGCCCGGCGCGGGCCCCGCAAGCGGAGCCGCCGCAUCCUCGAUAACUGGGUGACGAUCCAGGAGAUGCUGGCCGGAGCGAGGGCGGGCGCGGGGGGGGGGAACCCGCUGCUCUCGGUCACCACCGUGUGAAACGGGGGCUCCCCCCUCCCUUUAACACCCCCCCACCAGAAACCGGGGUGCGGGAGGGGACCUCCCCUCCCAUUGUGCUGGGGGGA